Molecule: messenger RNA, 1329 nt
Organism: Fragaria vesca subsp. vesca
Lineage: Eukaryota; Viridiplantae; Streptophyta; Magnoliopsida; Rosales; Rosaceae
Exons: 1
Coding region: 1-1329 (442 amino acids)
Source: RefSeq, a predicted model, not a curated record
AUGCAGAUAAAAAACAAGCGGGGAAAGACUAAGACAUGUUUUGAUGAGGAUAUUGCACUUAUGAAGAAAGUGCUUCUCAAAGGUAAUAGUUGUCCGGAAAAUUUCGACCAGGUAAAAAGGAUGUUGGCUGGCCUCGGUCUUGAUCACCAAAAGAUAGACGCUUGCGUCAAUAACUACUUCUUGUAUUACAAAGACAACAAGGAUGAAGUUGAGUGCCCACACUGCUACGAGCCAAGGUAUGAAGCUUCCACUUCAUCUAAGGAGAAAAAGCCCAUUCCUAGGAAGGUUCUUCGUUACUUCCCGUUGGGUCCUCGUUUGCAACGUCUGUACAUGUCUUCACAUACAACCAAACAUAUGAGAUGGCACCAGGCAAGGCAACAAGGAGAUGAGAGGAUAGAUCCGGAUAAUCUCACACACCCCGCAGACGGGGAGGCUUGGAAGCACUUUGACCGUUCUUUUCCCGAAUUUGCUGGAGACUGUCGAAAUGUCAGACUCAGACUUGCAACAGACGGAUUCAAUCCUACUGGAAACAUGAAUUUGUCUUACAGCAUUUGGCCUGUGAUAGUAUUUCCGUACAAUCUACUUCCCAACAUGUAUAUGAGGAAAGAGUACAAUUUCCUUACGCUUAUGGUUCCAGAGCCUUGUUCUCUAGGAAAGUGCUUGGAUGUGUACAUGAGACCAUUAAUUGACGAGUUGCAGGAGUUAUGGGAAAAUGGACUCCUUACUUUUGACAGGCAUGGUCAAACUUCAUUCAUAAUGAAAGCAGCUGUUAUUUGGACCAUCAGUGAUUUUCCAGCUUACGGGAUGUUGUUUGGCCAACAAACUAAAGGGUACAAGGCUUGCCCGGUAUGCAUAGAUGACGUCAAUUCUAGUUGGCACGCCGACAAAAUUUGUUUCUUGGGAUCUCGUAGACAUCUUCCCGAGGAUCACGAGUGGCGGUGGGAUGCUGAUGCAUUUGAUGGGACUGAGGAGCAUAAUCUGAAACCCCCAGGGAGGUCUGGUGAGUGGAUUUUGGAGAGGCUUAACCAGCACUGGUACGGAUAUUUGAGCACGAGUAAAGAAGUAACCGACUUGAAUCCUCCCACGCCUAAUGAGUUUAAGUAUUGGACGCACAAAAGUGUAUUCUUUGAAUUGCCUUACUGGUCGACCUUGAAAAUUAGACACAACUUGGAUGUCAUGCACAUAGAGAAUAAUGUUUGUGACAGCAUUCUUGGAACAAUUAUGAAUCUCAAACAUAAGAACAAAGACACCCCCAAAGCCCGUGUUGAUCUUAAGAUGAUGGAUAUACGCCCCCAACUAUGGCUAAUAGAGAGCAAAAAAACAAAAUAA